AUGACGUCACCUGGCAUCCCCAUCCGCCAAGGGAAGCUCAAGCUCAUCUCCGACCACAAACCCCCCGAGACCGACUCUCCAACUCCCUCAAUUGCAAAAGAGACAAGCAAAACAGACACAAUGUCUUUCAAGCUAUUCACUCACCAACCCGCCACCCUCCUCCGCCUGGGUUUAGGCGUCGGCAUCGGUCUCUCCGCCGCGACCAUGCAUCCCUUGUCACCCUUCCGCUCCACCCCAAUGCAAUGCCAGUACACCACUCCCCAUCAAUACAGCCCCAGCAAAGAGUCAGAGUGGGCUAUUAAUCCCCCCGAACCUGGGGGUCUGAAGCAGGCUCGUCCGCGGCGGAAUGGGCUAUUGAACGCGGAGACUAUGCGCCAGGUUAGUUUGGGGAGUGUGUUGGGGCUUGUUGCUGGUGUUGGGUUGAGGGCGUUUUCGAAGGCUUUGGUUGUUAUUUUGGGUAUGGGCGUUGUUCUUAUCGAGUUUGCUGCGGCCAAAGGGUACAAUAUUAUUCCGAUCAAUCGGAUUCAGAAAUAUAUUAAGCGCGUUGACUUGGGCCGCGUCAUGACUGAGAAACGGCCUUUCAAGAUGAGUUUCGGUGUUAUGAUGGCGAUGGCGGCGUUUGCGAAGUUCUAG
Molecule: messenger RNA, 633 nt
Organism: Penicillium roqueforti
Lineage: Eukaryota; Fungi; Ascomycota; Eurotiomycetes; Eurotiales; Aspergillaceae
Exons: 2
Coding region: 1-633 (210 amino acids)
Biological process (GO): autophagy of mitochondrion
Cellular component (GO): mitochondrial outer membrane
Source: RefSeq, a predicted model, not a curated record